Molecule: messenger RNA, 387 nt
Organism: Bipolaris zeicola 26-R-13
Lineage: Eukaryota; Fungi; Ascomycota; Dothideomycetes; Pleosporales; Pleosporaceae
Exons: 1
Coding region: 1-387 (128 amino acids)
Source: RefSeq, a predicted model, not a curated record
AUGUAUUCUGCUUUUACUUCUGAGAAGAAACAACAACCACCCCUGCUUCCCGUGGUGGAGGUUGCGGUGGCAGAAAAGGAGAAGCGCCGCCUCGAUCACCUCGAAUACGUGCUGCUGGCAGCGACGCUGCUCCUGACGGCGUUGCAGUUUUUUGUUCUCUACAGCGCUGGUAGCUGCAUGCCCUUUACGCUCAGUGAACACUGUGCAGCCAUCGUGAUGCAGCUCUCGCGUGGCCUGCGCACGUCCAUCCUCGCCAGUCUGCCAACGGCCGCCGUGCUCUUCAUCAUUGUGCCGUUUCUGGCGCAAAAGCAGCACGUCGUGGUUGCGCGAUAUACGAUUCUCUUCUGGCACCUGGUGUGCUCGACGGUGGGCGCGCUGCUGCUCUAG